Messenger RNA from Oncorhynchus keta (chum salmon), 1443 nucleotides. RefSeq names its product galectin-6-like. Gene Ontology annotation, molecular function: carbohydrate binding. The transcript is spliced from 11 exons. NCBI's taxonomy places the organism in Eukaryota, Metazoa, Chordata, Actinopteri, Salmoniformes, Salmonidae. Bases 125 to 1231 code for a protein of 368 amino acids. The record is from RefSeq and is a predicted model, not a curated record.
CCCCUCCCAUGGUUCUAAGUCUCUAUAAGACCAGCCGUCCAGCAGCGACCAUUUCCUGCUCUCUGACUCUCCUCUCCUCCGUCUCUCCGUCUGUCUGUCUGUGGAUCUCUGAGCGACAGCCAUCAUGUUCGUUGCUCCACCUGGCUAUCAGCCCGUCUACAACCCUAGUAUCCCCUAUGUGGGGCCGAUCUACGGCGGGCUGAGAUCAGGGAUGUCUGUUUACAUCCAGGGAGUCAUCCCUCACGAGAUCACCAGGUUUAACAUUAACCUGCAGUGUGGGGAAUUUGAGGGCAGUGAUAUCGGCUUUCACUUCAACCCUCGUUUCGACGGAUGGGACAAGGUGGUGUUCAACAGCUGCCAGGAAGGGGAAUGGGGUUCAGAGGAGAAGACCCACCACAUGCCUUUUAGCAAGGGAGACGCCUUCGAGAUGGUUAUCAUCAUUAACCAGGAGGGUUACCAGGUGACAGUGAACGGGCGAGACUUUCACAUGUUCAAGCAUCGUAUUCCAGUCGAGAGAGUCAACGCUCUGCAGAUAGGGGGCGACGUUUCCAUCCAGACCAUCAACGUCAUUGGGGGAGGAGGAGGAAUGGGAGGUGGAUAUCCUACAGGAGGAAUGGGAGGAGGCAACAUGGUGGGAGGAUAUCCUGCUGGCGGAUACCCAGGUGGUCAAAUGGGGGGCGGAGGAUACCCACAGGGCGGAGGAUACCCACAGGGCGGAGGAUACCCACAGGGCGGAGGAUACCCACAGGGAGGAGGAUACCCAGGUGACAUGGGGGUCUAUCCUGGUGGAAACCUACCGGUCAUGGAUGGACAGCCAAUAUACAACCCUCCUGUCCCGUACUCCAGCAUGAUUCCAGGAGGGAUGUCACCGAAGAAGACCAUCGUCAUCAGAGGCAUGGUGCCACUAGGAGCUAACAGGUUCUCUAUAAACUUCAUUGUGGGCGGCUCGCGGGACAUAGCGUUCCACAUGAACCCUCGUCUACAGGAAAGAGAGGUGGUGAGAAACAGUUUUAUUGGUGGGAGCUGGGGCAUGGAGGAGAGAGAGAUCAGCAUCAACCCCUUCCUGGAGGGACAGUACUUUGACAUGUCUAUCCGUUGUGGGAACCAGCGGUUCAAGGUGUUUGUGAACGGGCAGCACAUGUGUGACUUCUUCCAUCGCUUCCAGAACUACAACCAGAUAGACACGGUGGAGCUGGAGGGAGACGUACAGAUCUCAUACGUACACUUCUGAGAUAAUACACACACACACACACACACAAUACUACACACACACACAAUACUACACACACACAAUACUACACACACACACACACACACACACACACACACAAUGAUUCAGCAUUGUACCUCUGUCAGCAGGUUGCUAUUAGAUGUUAAGUGGAUCGUAAGAGAGAGAAUCAAAGUAAUCAAACUGCUUCUAAUAAAAUAAAUAUGAUUCCCAGA